ACAAUAUUUUUUCGUUAUUAUUUUUUUUUUUGGGCGUAUAAUAUUUGAAAAUUUAAAUAAUGCGGCAUUUCUAUGAGGUUAAAAGAAAGGGCGGCACUGUCCUCUGCCAACAACAUGAACCAACAAAUCCCUAUACCUGAAAUUCCUCUUCCGUCCGGCUGCCGAAGUAUGCCGGUAUUAGGUUUUGGCACGGCAGCAGAUCCACCUGUAGAACCAAAAUUGUUAGAAAGUGCUAUUCUUCAAGCAAUUGAACUUGGGUAUAGGCAUUUUGACACAGCUGCUUUAUACAAUUCUGAAAAACCAGCUGGUGAAGCUAUAACUGAAGCAAUUAAUGGAGGAUUAAUUGAAUCUCGUGAACAAUUGUUUAUUACUUCGAAGCUAUGGUGUAGUGAUGCUCAUCCUCAACAUGUUCUUCCUGCCCUCAACAAAACACUACAGAAUCUGAAGAUGGAUUAUAUUGAUUUGUUCCUAAUACACUGGCCAGUAAGUUCUAAGUCAGGAAUACAUGAGUAUCCAAUUAAAAAAAAGGACUUUCUUCCAAUGGAUUUCAAGUCAGUUUGGGCAGCAAUGGAAGAGUGCCAGAAACUUGGACUCACCAAGUCCAUUGGAGUUAGCAACUUUUCUUGCAAGAAGCUUGCUGAUGUUCUUGCCACUGCCCAGAUUCCCCCUGCUGUUAAUCAAGUAGAAGUAAAUCCAUGUUGGCAGCAACGGAAGCUGAGAGAUUUCUGCAAGAGAAAUGGAGUUUUUGUUGUUGGAUAUAGUCCUUUAGGAUCCAUAGGUACCUUUUAUGGAACCAACAGAGUUAUGGAAUCUCAAGUGCUCAAAGAAAUAGCAAAGGCCAAAGGCAAGACCGUGGCGCAGGUUGCUUUAAGAUGGGGAUGUGAGCAAGGCAUUGGUGUGGUGGUAAAGAUCUAUAACAAAGAGAGAAUGAAACAGAAUCUUGAGAUUUUCGACUGGUCAUUAAGUGAUGAUGAUUGCAGAAAGAUUAGUAAAAUCCCACAAAGUAGAGCUUGUCUUGGUAAAGAUUACACAUCUCAUUAUGGGCCUUACAAAACAAUUGAAGAACUCUGGGAUGAAGAACUCUGAUUACUUCAGUUGCCAGUAUAAGCAUGUUGUUCCUAUAAUUCUUGUUGUUGUAUGUCUUCCUCCUAAUUGCGGUAGUUGUAUAUCAAGAUAGAAAUAAGAAGGGAGAAAGAUUCAUCCAGUUACUUCUUGUGGUUGUAUACGGUUCAACCUCGUUAUAGUGGCAACAUUUGUCUGGAAAUUUUGUGGCUACUAUAUGAUGUGUUGUUAUAUGUGUACCGAUAUUUGACAUUUAGAUCUCAUUUAGCUGUUAUAAGCCAAGACAUGCGAAAAAACUACUUUAAUGAUUUUGUGUUUAAGAAGAAAUGUAUUUGUUAGUCAAUUUAAUCAAAAAAAAAAAAAAAAAAGAGUAUGAAUGAACAAAGGCAAA
Messenger RNA from Capsicum annuum, 1453 nucleotides. RefSeq names its product non-functional NADPH-dependent codeinone reductase 2-like. Gene Ontology annotation, cellular component: cytosol. Gene Ontology annotation, molecular function: aldose reductase (NADPH) activity. Lineage: Eukaryota; Viridiplantae; Streptophyta; Magnoliopsida; Solanales; Solanaceae. The record is from RefSeq and is a predicted model, not a curated record.